AUGGCUUUCGCAUCCACUACCCCAAUGAGACCCAUUUCCUACGAGUGGUCGUCGCUCCCUGUAGAGCUUCGACUACAGAUCUUCGGGUAUGUGGCCGAAAAGCAGAAGUAUCGUGCUACAGACUUGAAUCGUUAUGCCUGCGUCUCUUCUGAAUGGCAAAAUUACUUCGAAAGGAUCACAUUUCGACGCCUUCUGAUCGACAACUCCCAACUGGACCGGCUCUCCAAGGCGACUGAGGGCGAGAAGGCCGUGAGAUUGUCGUAUAUACGCUAUCUAUGUUUAAGAGUCGAGCUCCAGGACUAUGAUUAUCGGGAAUGCGAUAGGCCAGAGUCUCAUGACACCAGGAAUUGGAAUAACGAGAGAUUUACCAAUUCGCUCAUUGAAUUGUUCAAUGUGCCCCGCCGUUGGGAGCCUUCAAAUAAUCGGGACACCGGAUUGAUACUCGAGAUCACUGCUUACUCACCAGGCGACAAUAAGCGUUUUGAAGUAGCAUCAAUGGAAUAUGCUCUGCAUGAAAACUUCCAAUUAGAAGAGGAUGUCACAAGUCCAUCAAGCGUUCGGGGUUUCAGAGAUGUCAAAAAGGCUAGAGAUCGGCGUGAACCUGGAAAGAAUUGGCAUAGGCAGACGAAUGAGCAAAGCUGGCAGAGACUACAAGGCACGCCGCUUGAACUGAGCACAAAGGAAAACCUGAAGGAAGUCCCGAUAGUCCACACCCUUUGGAUACGCCAUCAAUUUUCAAGAGGGAUAAGGAGUUUAAGCUUGAUACGGAUCUUGGAUAUGGCUCUGACGAACGUCGCUUCCUUCCGGCUCGAAGCUGUACCAGGUCGAUGGAAUAGAAGGGGUUAUUUCCAGGCCUGGAACAAUCUGAUUCUUCAGCUUCCAAGUCAUAUUCGUCGAUUUUCUUUCAACGUCUUUCCAAGAUCGCCAGUUUCGUCGGAGGCUCUACUCAAAAGCGUAACGCCUGGACUACCGGAAGCUUUAGCAGAGAAGGCUCGCCAACUAGUUUCACUCUGUCCACCAGCUUGUGCGAAGUCACUGAAUUUCAUGCAAUGUCUUAGAGAGUCGCAGCAAUUGGAACACGGUUCAAGACUGGCGCAGUUAUGUCUUGAAGUUACAGAUGAAACUUUGGGAAAAUGGGGAAAUGCUUCCUUAUUCCAGGGUCUGAUAGAUCAUCUUUUGAGAGAAUCUGCAGUUACAGCUCAGCACUUGCCAAAACUCCAGAUUCUGGAAAUAUGGUUUCACAAGGAUGUGAAUGGGUUCGUUUUCAGGUAUGAGCUUGAGAAAGACCAAGUUACCAUCACAUGGAGAGUAACUGAAGACUGGAUCAACUUGGCAGAUGGAGCUUUACAGCAGUGGAGAAGAGUAGCUCAAAAGUAUAACGUGGCCUUCACAGUAAAGGAGCAGCCGUUUCUGGCAGAGCAGCUGGAUUUUUAUAUCGCAACUCUCAAGAUCCCUAUUGACAGGAGGACCGUCUAUCUUUCCCUGAAGCUGCGCGAUCUGGCGAUUGAUCCAGUCACUUUGGCCUGCGUUUGA
This is a messenger RNA of Fusarium tjaetaba, 1533 nucleotides long. RefSeq lists its product as uncharacterized. The transcript is spliced from 2 exons. Lineage: Eukaryota; Fungi; Ascomycota; Sordariomycetes; Hypocreales; Nectriaceae. The coding region runs from base 1 to 1533 and encodes 510 amino acids. The record is from RefSeq and is a predicted model, not a curated record.